Trachemys scripta elegans is the source of this 951-nucleotide messenger RNA. Its product is annotated as olfactory receptor 11A1-like. The record is from RefSeq and is a predicted model, not a curated record. Lineage: Eukaryota; Metazoa; Chordata; Testudines; Emydidae. The coding region runs from base 1 to 951 and encodes 316 amino acids. The transcript has a single exon. Gene Ontology annotation, molecular function: olfactory receptor activity; G protein-coupled receptor activity. Gene Ontology annotation, cellular component: membrane. Gene Ontology annotation, biological process: G protein-coupled receptor signaling pathway.
AUGGCCCGUGCAGACUGGGGCAAUAAAACAGCUACAGAAUUCAUCCUACUGGGAUUUGGGGAUAUCCCUGAGCUGCAAAUUCUUCUCUUUCUUCUUUUGUCAGUGAUCUACAUUGUGACCAUGGUAGGGAACAUCCUAAUCGUUACACUCAUUGUAACUGAUCAGCACCUGCACACUCCCAUGUACUUCUUCCUGGGGAACUUGUCCUGCUUGGAGACCUGCUACACCUGCACCAUCCUGCCCAGGCUGCUAGCCAGUCUCCUGACGGGGGACAGAACCAUUUCUGUCCAGCGCUGCCUUACACAAUAUUAUUUCUUUGGUUUAUUUGGAGCCACAGAAUGUUAUCUCUUAGCUGCAAUGUCUUAUGAUCGGUAUUUAGCAAUAUGUAAACCACUGUACUAUGGAGCCCGUAUGAAUGGCCGAUUCUGUGUCCUGCUAGCAGCUGGGUCUUGGAUAAAUGGGUUUUUGCCUAUUACCAUAACAACUUCUUUGAUGUCACAACUGACUUUCUGUGGCCCCGGUAAGAUUGAUCACUUCUUUUGUGACUUCAUCCCAGUGAUAGACCUCUCCUGCAGCGACACCCGCCUGAUAGAAUUUUUGGGUGUUGUCCUGUCGGGUGUAUGUUCACUGCCCCCAUCUCUACUGACUGUAACAUCUUACAUUUGUAUCAUCACCUCCAUCCUGAGAAUCCCUUCCACCACUGGGCAGCAAAAGGCCUUUUCCACCUGCUCCUCUCACCUCAUUGUGGUUACAACUUUCUAUGGGACCCUGAUCAUUGUUUAUCUCCUCCCCAAAACUAAGAUACUGCGAGACCUGAACAAAGUGUUCUCCGUCUUCUACACUGUCCUGACACCCCUGGUCAAUCCUCUCAUCUACAGCCUGAGGAACAAAGAGGUAAAAAAGGCCCUAAGAAAAGCAGUCAGUAAAUUUAUGGCUUUCACAAGAAUUUAG